UAAAUGAGCCAAUCAGCUGAACGCGCGAGAACGAGGCGCGAAAGCCAUACUGGUAUCUGUAUCUCUUAAUUUCUCCGUUUGAACAUCGUUUGUAGAAAUAGAAUGCUUCCCCUGAUUUUUGUAUAACUUAAUCUUAGUUGUUCGCUAUAACUAAUUUAAGUAUCACGGGGUGAAAAUCCAUUUUUCGGUUCGCGUGCGUUUAAUCCAACUCGACAGUUGACAAGAAGACAAGAUGUCGUCGGUCAACAGUGAAAUAAAAGCGGAAUCUACUCUGAAGUGAUACACCUAAACACGAGAGUGAGUGAGUCACGGAGGGAAUCACAAUGUGUUCUAUACCGGGGCUCCCAUCAACAGGUUCAGAUGUACCUGUACUUAUUACCAGAGUUAAUCUGAACCCAUCAUGUGUUCUGGUAGAGUUUUGGGGAAAUUUUGACCAAGACCGGAAGUUUGCUUAUCAGCAGCUGAAAAAGGAGAUUCAAUACCCCAGAGAAGGUUUCUGUGAAUCAGAUGGAAACCCCGGUGACUUGUGCCUCGUACGAGUGUAUGAAACAUGGUACAGAGCCCGUAUAGUUUCAAGAGACACUGAAGAUUACAGCGUGUUUUUAAUUGAUGAAGGCAGAACACUGCGUGCCACCGUUAACACGCUUGCAUGGGGGAAAAGUGACUUUUUCUAUCUUCCCCCUGAAGUUGAAUUCUGUGUUCUUGCCAAUGUGUUACCACUGUCUCCUGAAAACAAAUGGUCAGCAAUGGCCUUAGAGUUCAUGAAGACUUUCUGUGGUCGAAGAGUCAAUGCUUCAGUUCAAGAUGUUCUUGUGCCUCAUCGAACAUUCCUUCUUGACAUUCCUUGUCUGUCCAGACAGAUGUUUGAAAUGGGCUUCGCAAAAAAAUUGUACAGUGAUCGUUUCAAGGAGUUUGUUGCAAGAUCUUUGCAGGCCAACAAUGGAACUGGAGAACCUCAGAGAAUUUCUUCCAUUAGGCACAAACCAGUUGAGAUCAUUGAGCAAAUGGAGAAGCAGCAGGCCUACAUGUACCCAGAGCUGCAAACUGAUACUGUUGAGACUGUCAUGGUCACAGAAGUAACAAGUCCAUUUAGGAUAUUCUGCCAGCUUAAGGUUUUCUCUCAGGAGCUGAAGAAGUUAACCGAACAGAUAACUCAGCAUUACGAGGGAAGAGUUGGAGGUAAAUUUGCAAGAAAUGAGAAUUUGGGCAGCCCGUGUGCAUCCAGAGGAAGUGACGGCAAGUGGUAUCGUUCAGUGCUGCAGCAGGUCAUGUCUGCCAACAAUGUGGUUGAGGUUUUGCAGGUGGAUUAUGGGAAGAAACAAUUUGUACAAGUUGAGAAUGUCAGGCCUCUUGCCUCUGAAUUUUUCAGGAUGCCCGUCGUAACGUAUGUGUGCUCCCUUCAUGGAAUAGUCGACAGAGGUGUUGGUUGGACAGCUUCACAGAUUGAUUACCUGAAAUCUCUCCUGCUCAACCGCACAGUGAUUGCCAAGUUUCAGUAUCAAAGCCUUUCUGAAGGUGUUCACUAUGUCACGCUUUAUGGAGAGGAGAACACAAACAUCAACAAAUUGUUUGAACUGAAACAGAAAUGUUCACUGGACUCUGAUAUGACCCUUGCAGAUUUCACUCUUCAGAAGAGCCCAUCAUCUCAAAAGAGCAAGAUUUUGGAGACCACUGAGACCACACACAUUGACAAAACCUACUCUGACCUUAAAGGGAACAAACCAGUCUUUUUCACAGAAAAUCUCUCGCCUAACACUUCACAUGUGGCUGUUGUGCAGCACGUUGACAGCCCUGGAAAAUUUUGGAUUCAAACUCAGCGUUACGCCGAUGAAUUCAGUCAGCUAAUGAAUGACCUUGGAGAUCUGUACAUUGAUCCAUCAAACACUGAAGGAUUGAUAAGAAAGCCUGUUGUUGGUCUUCUCUGUGCAGCUAAAGCCCAAGAUGAUGUGUUCUAUAGAGCGGCUGUCUAUAAGGUCAUUGACAAGAAAGCAGAAGUUUACUUCCUUGACUACGGCAACACAGAACUUGUUGAUUGUUUAAAUCUCCGACAGUUGCCUCUGAGAUUCCAGCAGCUGCCAGCUGUGGCGAUAAAGUGCUCUCUCCAUGGCAUUAAAUCCAGACUGAAACACUGGGAUGAGAGGGCUACUUUGUUCUUUUCGAAACUUGUUGAAGACAAAGUACUUGAUUUGCACGUACAAGACAAGCAUCAAGACACUCACAUGGUUCAGUUGGUGGACCCGAGUUUAGAUGGAGAGAAUGAUGUGAGCAAGUUAUUGUGCAAUGCAAAUUUUGCAGAAAGUGAAAAUAGUGUUGUGGAUAAUUCUGCGGUAAGAUCUUGUGAUUUAAAAACCAUACACACCUCUGGCAUGUUCUUGACAAGCACUCGACCUGAGACACCUUCCAGUUCUUCUGCUGUGGCAGAAAGUGCAUCUGUUUUCAAGGAAUACUUGUUUCCAAUUGGAAGUUCACUGGAGGUAACCGUAUCCUACAUUGAGAGUCCAAAUGACUUCUGGUGUCAAAAAGCCAGAAAUGCUGCAUGCUUAGAAGUGCUAAUGCAAGAUAUUCAGCGUUUCUAUGCUCACAGUGAAUUUCAGACACCUUUGGAAGCAGCUUGUGUUGCUCGUCAUCCUGAAACUGGGAUAUGGUACAGAGCCUUGGUCAUUCAAAAGCACCAAACGCCUCAUGUUAAUGUCUUGUUUGUUGACUAUGGGCAGACAAAGAAGGUUGCCAUUGAAGAUCUUCGAAAGAUCAGUCCAGCAUUUUUGAAGAUGAAAGGACAAGCCUUUCGAUGCAGUUUAUAUAACCUGAUCCACCCGGUUUCCCACUCAGCUUUAGACUGGAGCCCUGAAGCCACAUUGCAGUUUCAAGAGUUUGUUGAUACAGCUGCGUCCAAGAACGUGCCUUUGAAAUGCACCAUUUUUGCUGUAAUGUAUGAUUCCCAGAAAGUUGUGUUCAAUGUGGUGGAUUUGGAGACCCCAUUCCAAAGCAUUUGCAAUCUCCUUGUUCAGAGACGCCUAGCUGAUCGUGCACCCUCUAAGAGAGCUCCUCUUCCACCCUUUCGCCUGGACACCUACUAUUAUUCCACACAUGGAGUCAAGACUGGAUGUGAAGAGGAAGUGAGUGUCACCUGUGUGAAAAGUGUCAAUCAGUUCUUUUGCCAUCUUGCCAGGAAAUCAGAUGAGAUUGAGAACCUUGUAGACAAGGUCAACUCCCUGUGCCGUCAGCUAGAGGUAAUCAAGUGUCCUCAGACCUUUGGAACUGUUUGCUUUGCAAAAUACACAGAUGGACUUUGGUACAGAGGCCAGAUAAAGUCUUCAAAACCGUCAAUGGUUAUCAAUUUUGUGGAUUAUGGCGACACAUUGGAAGUUGAUAAAUCGGACUUGUUGCCAGUUCCAAUUGAAGCAGGAGAGAUUAUGUCUGUUCCAGUGCAGGCAAUUGAAUGUGGGCUGUCAGAUAUGCCCGAAAAUGUGCCAUGUGAAGUGGAAAAUUGGUUUCAGAAUUUUGCAGACAGUCAUUGUUUCACUGCUUUGAUCGUGGCAAAAGAACCUAGAGGAAAGCUCAUGGUAGAACUUUAUGAGGGAAAAACUCAAGUGAAUGCACUGAUCAGACAGAAGUUUCACAAUGAAAUCCAUAGAAAUGAACCAAGCCCAUUCAAAGGAUAUGGUUCAAAAAACCGAAGUGCACAAGCUCCGGCAGCACUUGCAAAGGAAAGUUUCAGUGGUCUAAAGAGAGAUCCCACAGAUCAAGUUCCACAAUCCUGGGAAAGUCAUGCUGCACAACGAGGAAAUGUUGUUGAAUCAAAACAGCCAGGAAGCAAGUGGGGAUUCCAUAAAGAUGGUAGACCAGAGCCAACAAGAGACUUUGGGACAUUCAGUAAUUCCCAGAAGCAACAUGAACCACAAAGAAAGUCCAAUGAUAGAGCUGUUGUACGUCGCCCUUGUCCAUCUGACAAAACUGAUGGUGUUAAACCAAAGUUCCAGGCUCUUCUCAGAGAAUCUUCACUCCCAGUGAAAUUAAUAGAACCAGGUCUAGAAGCUGAGGUAUUCAUCUCUCAUUGUAAUAGCCCUUGUAGCUUCUUUGUUCAGUUAGCAGCAGAUGAGGAUGACAUUUACUCACUUGUAGAGAAGUUGAAUGCUGACCAGUCAAGGUGUGCAAACAUUGAUUCUAGUGACAUUCGUGAGGGAGACUUGGUCUGCGCAAUGUUUCCUGAUGAUAACUCUUGGUAUCGUGCAGCAGUACGAAAAAACAUUGAUGACAAAAUUGACGUUGAAUUUGUCGACUUUGGAAACACGGCUGUGAUUUCUGCCUCAAAAAUAUGUCGUCUUGAUCAAUCAUUUUCUUCGUUUCCUAGGUACAGCAUCCACUGCUCUGUACAUAAACUAAAUGUUGACAGUGCAGACCAAGAACUUGCACCCAACUUCAAACAAGUAAUUGAUCAAAACAUUGAAAAGGUCAUGUGCACAUUCGUUAAAAUGUCAGGGACAGUGUGGGAAGUGAAACUUGAUGUUAAUGGUGUAGUGCUGGGAUCUACCAGCAGGCAUGAAGUUACACCAGCAGCUGAGCUUUCGACUACAGGUGUCAAGCAUCAGACGUCUGAUGUCAAGGUCUGUACCCGUUACAAGAACCCUGAUGUAUCAGCUGGUCAAAUGAUCACUGGAUACACCUCAUUUAUCAAGGGCCCUCAGCUAUUCUGGUGCCAAUAUGCGGCAAUGAACAAACUUCAAGGAAUUUCAGAUGCUUUACAGAAUGCUGGAAAUGCAUCAGAAAAAACUUUGAGUGAGGACUCUGUGCCAGUUGGAAGUGCUUGCAUUGCUCUCUUUACUGAAGACAAUUUGUGGUAUCGAGCUAAAGUAACAUCUAGGGACCUUGAUACACUCUCCAUUACCUUUGUAGACUAUGGAAAUGAAUCAAAAGUCAAUAUGGGUGACGUCAAAGCACUUCCGCCCGAGUUAUCAGAUGUGCCCCCUCAGGCAUUUAACUGUCAGCUUGAAGGUUUUGAUCUUUCCAAGGGUUUCUGGGAUGAAAAGGCAGAUGAUGCUUUCUUUGACCUUGUUAAUGACAAUCUUUUAAAUAUCACUGUUGAGAAAAUGGGGAACUCUGAAACGCCACACUUCGUCAAGCUGAGUUGUAAUGAUGUUGUCAUCAAUGAUGCCAUGAGAAGCUAUUGGAGAAGUCAAAGUCCUGAAAAUCCAUCAGUUGAACUCUUAAGUGGAGCAGGACAGUUGUCUGCCAAUGACUCUGUGGCUGCUGAAGUUGAUAUUGACUCUGAAGUUACCCUUGAUGCAGACACUGACCAUGUUGACAAUGAAACGUGCACCUCGGUUCUCGAAAUGCAACUUUCUGAACAAGAGCAGCUUGAUUUAAUGACAAAUACAGAAGCUGGAAAUAAAGCACAGGAUGGCCCACUUGAGAUGACUACUGAAAAUGUUUCCUCACCCAUUACUUUGAGUAUAGUGCCUUCUGAACCCCAAGAUGACCUGGAUACCACAUGCAUCACAGAUGAUCAACCUGUUUCAGGUUCUGCAAGUUCGUCCGACACAACAAACCAGCAUGCCUUCGCUGAAGAGACAGAUGUUGACCCAACACCUUUUCCUGUAGUUUUGCCACAGCACUCUGAGGGAGCAACAUCUAGUAUUUCCGCAGAGAAUAUAGAUAGCUUCUUGAUGAAUAACACUGAUUCUCAAUUAUGCAUUGUUGAGGAACCAGAUUCACCAUCAUAUGAGAUCAUUCAGUCAGACUUGGGAUAUUUGAGGCGAUCGACGGAGAAGAAGCCUGUUGGGUCAGAAUGUGUGAUCUGGUCUCAUGUAAGAAGGAAUUGGUGCACAGCACGAAUUUUAAAAGUUUCUGAAGAUGCUGCAUUGGUUUUGCUUGUGGAACAUGAUUCUGAGGUGGUAGUAGAUCCACUCAACAUCUUUGAAAUUCUGCCAGAGAAGCCAUUGCAGACUUCAAGCAUUGAAGCUGCAGUUCCAAGUGAUCUAACCAAGGGAACAUGUCCCUCAUUGAAGAACAGUGCUUCAAAGGUGGAAGAUGCAGAAUAUGGAACUACAGUCGCUUUGGAGUCUGAGGAAACAAAUGCAUUUUUAAUAUGUCAAGGUGAAGAGGAAACUCUCAUUGACCAGAUGGAUCCAGGUGAUGAACUUUCAGACCAGCCUCAAGACAAGGGGUGCGAGUCCUGCUCAGUUGUUUUGGUGGAAGAUUCUGAGGUUGAAGAUGUGUUGGGAGAAUGUGCACUUGUUCAGGUACUGAAUUCUGAACAGGAUGACUCCCAAGAUGACUUGAAUACUUCAGCUGGAGAGCAGGAGAGAGAAGAUGGUGCCAAGAUGAGUACCGGAGUGGAUUUACUGAUGGAUUUCCUUGAUGUUGCUCCCCAUAAUAAGGUACAGGAUGAAUGUGAGACUGAGCCUGAAACGGAUGCCUUACUGGAGGAGUUUAAUAUAGGUGUUACUGAAGAUCUUAUUGUUCUGACCAGUGAUGAUGGAGCAGAGUCUGACACAGCAUCUGAUGGCACGCUUCAGGGAGAUGUGAUGGUCACAGAAAUCCAUCCUGAUGCUGAAGCAUCUUCAUGCUUACAAGAAAAGUCAAACGCAUCUGAUUGCACCCACUUGGAGGAUUCACAAGUCACUCAUCUGACCUUGAAAGUUGAGGAUACAUCUGACGACGAUGUCAUUUUUGUUGGUGUUUUGCGAGAAUCCCAGGCAGAAGUAUGUGAGCCAGAGAGUGAAAAACAGAAGCAUGACUAAUGUAAACUUUGUACCUUAAAAGAGUUGCUUUUGUAUGUGUAUGUGUUUUUGUUAAUCGCAUUUAAAUUUGUUUUUUUUGUUUUUUUUUUCCUCUACUUGAUACCAUAAACAGUAUAGUAGCUGCAGUAAGCACUGAUGCUUGUUCAUAGAGUAGAGCUGUAGUUUUCACCUUCCAUUACUGUUCACUGAUUUCUCGUUGCAGAUAUGAAGGCUGUUUUUUUUGUUUUGUUUUUCCUUCCCAUUUAUUACACAGCCUUUCAUUGGGUUCCUUAUUGGAUUUCUAAAACUGUUUCCAAAUUGUACUUUGUCCAAGGAUUUUGUUAUUUGUUCAGAUGCUCUUAAAAGUUUACAUUUGUGGUGAAAAAGCAGUUUGCUGCAUUGUGGUAACUGGUUUAAUUUUUCUUUAAUAAAUAUGCACCCUUUUUGUGCAGCACUUACAUGAA
This is a messenger RNA of Megalobrama amblycephala (Wuchang bream), 7183 nucleotides long. It is a transcript of the gene tdrd6a, whose product is annotated as tudor domain containing 6. NCBI's taxonomy places the organism in Eukaryota, Metazoa, Chordata, Actinopteri, Cypriniformes, Xenocyprididae. The record is from RefSeq and is a predicted model, not a curated record. The coding region runs from base 324 to 6740 and encodes 2138 amino acids. The transcript has 16 exons.